Oncorhynchus keta (chum salmon) is the source of this 2352-nucleotide messenger RNA. Its product is annotated as lysosomal membrane ascorbate-dependent ferrireductase CYB561A3-like. The record is from RefSeq and is a predicted model, not a curated record. Gene Ontology annotation, molecular function: oxidoreductase activity. Bases 246 to 986 code for a protein of 246 amino acids. Gene Ontology annotation, cellular component: lysosomal membrane. Lineage: Eukaryota; Metazoa; Chordata; Actinopteri; Salmoniformes; Salmonidae. The transcript is spliced from 6 exons.
UACAAAGUGAAGAUCUCCAGGAGUUAGGGGAGGGAAAAGACCGUCUAACUCAAUCUUAAUUAGUAAGGAUCUCAGACACAGAUUUUAGGGGAAUGUUCCUGCACUGGAUGACAAACGAGGAGGGAGCUUUAAUUUGUGUUUCUCUGUAACACUGGGGACUGGCUGAUAAAACAUUUGUGAGAACAGAGAAGGAGGGAAAAGAACAAAAACAAGGGCAAAGAACAAUUUCAUCAAAGUAGACAGACAUGAUCUCCUCCACAGUGUUGUUCUAUGGGAACUAUGUGCUGUGCCUGUGCCUGGGACUGCUGUGUGUGGUGUUUGUCAGUUACUGGAACAUCGAGUGGCGUGGUGGCUUUGCCUGGGAUGCGUCCUUUCUGCAGUUCAACUGGCAUCCCGUGCUCAUGGUGACUGGCCUGGUAGUUCUGUAUGGGAACGCGGCUAUCCUAUACCGCAUCCCCUUUACCUGGAGUCAGAGGAAGCAGCACUGGAAGCUGGUGCACGCUGCUCUGCUGCUGUCCUCCCUGAUCCUGUCCAUCCUUGGGCUGUGUGCUGUGUUUGACUUCCACACAGGCUACCACAUCCCCAACCUGUAUUCCCUCCACAGCUGGGUGGGCAUCUGCACCGUAGUCCUGUUCACUGCCCAGUGGCUCCUUGGCCUGGUUGGUUUCCUGUCUCCCUGCUCUCCCCUCGGGUUCCGUAAGCUCCUGAAACCAGUUCACGCCUGUAUGGGCAUGGCCAUCUUUAUCCUCAGCCUGGCCUCCUGUCUCUCUGGCAUCAACGAAAAACUGCUCCUUUCUCUCAACGGCAACAGCAACAGCACCGCAGCCUAUUCCUCACAUCCUGCAGAGGCCUUGUUUGCUAACUUCCUGGGUGUCCUAAUCGUGGCCUUUGGAUUGGUGGUCCUUGGAAUCCUGUCCAACCAGAGGUGGAAUAGGCUGGAACCAGGGGAGGAGAGCUCUAGAUCAUUGCUUCCGGAGGACAACUGAAGAAGUAGAAGACCUUGGUGUUCUCUUCUUCUCCCUGCCCUUUUCUAUUUUUGGAUAAUGGAUCAAUUGGAGACAAAGAACACUCUGAUGUUCCCUCCUGUGUCUCAGAACAUCAGCUGUGGUAGUAGUUACACGUGACAUAAUGACAUGAUGACUGACAUGCAAUGUUUUUACUCUAUACCGUCUAUAGUAUAAGGGAGACUAUGUGCAUUGAAGCCUUAUUGUGUGGUAUAAGCCCUAUAGAAAAGUUUGUGGUCAUACACACAUCCUUAAAAACAUAGGUGUUGGGCUAAUAAAGAAUACUAGUAUAGAACAAUAAUUCACCACUUUAUUGACAACCUUUUGAUCCAAAACACAUUUUUGUCAGGUAAAAAAAAGAGUGCUCACAUCCCAAAAUAUACACAUUUCACCUCAUAUGACCAUUGCUGACAUGACGCAUGGUGGGUGCAAAAGCAAUUUGUGUGUCUCUAAUAAUGUAAUAACUAUCACAUGUCAGGUAAGACCCAGAUGCAGACAACGUCAAAGUAACAACAGUUUAUUAAUCGAACAGGGGCAGGCAAAAGGCAGGCAGAGGUCGGUUAUCCAGAUAGGUGGGGUAAAGGCACAGGACGGGAGGCAGGCUCAGGGCAGGCAGAAUAGUCAACACCGGUACAAAUACACAGGGGAUAAUGGGGAAGAUGGGCGACACCAGGAGGGGGGUGGAGACAAUCACAAAGACAGGUGAAACAUCAGGGUGUGACAAAUAACAAUGAGAUGGGUACAUGUAGUCGUUCCAGAAAAUAAUAUAUAUUUCCAAAAUGACUAAGUAGGUGACCUGGAAGGCAAGACUAAUCAAAGUGACAUAUUCAUGUAGGAAAUGAUCUAUAGGCCCUAUACCAUACAAUUAUUAGGCUGUACAACUGCAUAGUCCAUUCUUAAAAGCUCUUUUAGGGCUCGGAUGCUGCUAGCGGGAUCAAAAUGGACAACAUCCGUUGAAGUUGGAGCGUGCCAAAUUCAAAUGACAAAAUUGUAAUAUAAAACAUUCAUGAACAUACCAACAUACCAGUCUUACAUCAUUUAAAAGCUUAACUUCUCUAGGGUUCUGUUAUACUCACAGACAUUAUUUUAACCAUUUUGGAAACGUCAGAGUGUUUUCUAUCCAAUGCUAUAAAUGCUACCGGCCUAGCUUCUGGGCCUGAGUAACAGGCAGUUUACUUUGGGCACGUCAGUCAUCCGGAUAUUCAGGAUACUGCCCUAAGAGGCUGAUUUAAUCAUGCCUGAUACUGCUCCCCUUGUUAAAACUGUAUCAUAAUAAUGUACUAAAAACACUAUACUCUCUUUGCAAUGAAAAUUGGUCGUGUUUUGUGAAAUGUUUAUUAAAGUUGCC